AUGUCGCUGGAGGACCCAUUUUUCGUCGUGAAAGGGGAGGUGCAGAAGGCCACGGCGCGUGCACGUAGCCUUUUUGACAGAUGGGAGGAGUUACUGCAGGAUGGAACUCAGGUGAGUCGUGAUGAGUUGGAUUGGAGCACCAAUGAGCUGCGCAACUGUCUGCGGGCCAUCGACUGGGACUUGGAGGACCUUAGCGAAACCAUCAGUAUUGUCGAGUCAAACCCAGGAAAGUUCCGCCUGGGAGAUGAGGAGCUUCAGGAAAGGAGGGACUUUGUGGAGAGAACUCGAAAAUCUGUGCAGGAGAUGAAGGAUCAAUUGUCAAGUCCAUCAGCUGUGGCUCAGGCAGAGAAAAAAAACAAACAGGCGCUACUGGCUUCGUCUGUUUCGGACCGCUCGACGCAACUAGAUGCCCACCUAGUUUCCGCCAAUUCCAGAUACAUUCAAGAGCAGCAGGAGCAACAGCAGCUGAUCAUGCAGGAGCAGGACGAUCAUCUGGAGCUUGUGUCAGGAAGCAUUCGGGUUCUUAAAGACAUGUCUGGACGUAUCGGGGAUGAACUUGACGAGCAGGCCGUCAUUUUGGGGGACUUCGCUGAGGAAAUGGACCAGACGUCGUCCCGUAUGGACUCUGUGCUCAAGAAGCUUGAGAAAGUCUCUCACAUGACAAGCAGUCGGCGUCAGUGGUGCGCCAUCGCCGUGCUGGUUGCCAUUUUGAUCGUCGUCCUUAUCCUCUUCUUCGCCCUCUGA
Molecule: messenger RNA, 744 nt
Organism: Nerophis lumbriciformis (worm pipefish)
Lineage: Eukaryota; Metazoa; Chordata; Actinopteri; Syngnathiformes; Syngnathidae
Source: RefSeq, a predicted model, not a curated record